Linnemannia hyalina is the source of this 2319-nucleotide messenger RNA. The record is from the annotation of a GenBank genome assembly. Lineage: Eukaryota; Fungi; Mortierellomycota; Mortierellomycetes; Mortierellales; Mortierellaceae.
AUGCCGGCCGAACCUUGGACGCUGCAGCCAUCCCCCUCUGCAUCCAGUCUAGGCUCUGCAGAUUCCACAGAACGCGGCAAAGGCGCUGGCGCUGGCGUCGGACACAGAAUCACCGGGGGAGGAGGAGGAGUGAGCAACAUCAGCACCAAGCCAAGCACGACGAGUAGAAGUAGUACCGACCAUCGCCUCUCGAGCAGCAAUAGCGAUACCCUUCUCAGUUCCUCUGAGGACGAGUCGACAACUCUUCCUAGGGCGAGGGGUGCCACGGCGGAGGAUGUGAGUCAAUUGGCAGUGGCUAGUAACCCUUUACUUUCUGUUGGCGAUGGUGGUGGCGAGGUUGGGUCUUCGUCGUCUGCGUAUACGAUGACUAGUUCUUCGACGAGGGCGGGUCCGCCUGAUUCUGAGCGGCAGCAUCAACAAUACCACUACUACCAGCGACAGCAGCGACAACAGCAGCAGUACGGGUAUGAGUACUUUGACGCGUCAAGUCGAGGUGCUCAGACCCCUGGAAACUCCGCCACCAAUAAUAACAACUACGCCGAAACCAGAGCUAGCGUGGCGGCAGAGACGAUCAUUCACUUUCCAGACCAGAUCCCGACUCUCCAACUAGUGUCCUUCACUCCGCCUCCAUCUUCCCCCGUCGAGGAACCAUCGUCAUCUUUCACUCCCCCCUUUUCUUAUGCACAUGAUUAUCCUUACGCCCAUCAUCGAAACACAGACACCAUCUCACCUACUUCAUCAUCUGCUUAUCAUCAUCCGUUACCGACAACCGCAACAACUACUGCGCCAUCGCAUAUUGACAACUUGGGCACAGAACACAGUAACAAGUUCCAGGCGAUUCGGAAGCAGUUUAGUCUGGGAGCUAUGGGAGCUGAAGGAACAGGAGGAGUUGUGGGAGACAUGACAGGCAGACAGACUUUGUUGACCAACAACAACGACAACAACAAUAUUUAUUAUAAGGAACCGGUUCGUCAAUGGACAAAAGAUACAACAAAGACUUUGUCCAGCGAAUCGACCGCCGCUCUUCUUAUACGCGAGGACUUCAAGGACGACUCCAGCCACGUACACAACAGAGUCGGAGGAGUGAGGGGUAGAGGAGGUGGGGUAGAAUUGGCGGUGAAUGGACGGAAGCAUUUUAUGGCUUCAGGGACGAUUAUGUUCCAAGAGUCGGAUUAUGCAGAGGCCACACGGCGUGGAUCGACCAUGACCACUUCGUCCGGCAACACGCAGACUACCUACCGAUUGAAUGUCAAUACCCCGCGUACGGAUUACUUCUCCGAGAAGGGUGGCUAUGGCCGUCCUAAUCAUCAUGGCUACGAUACCAACCGCAAGUCGAAUCCUAAACUCAACCGCAGUAUCCUAUCCCCCACCGUCACAAGCCCCACAAGCCCCAACACCCCACGCGACAGCAUCUUUGGCCAAGCAGGCAACACCAACAACAACAACAACAACAACAACAACAACAACAACAAUCCAGCCCCCAGCGGGAAACGGUACAUCGACACUCGAAAGCGCAACAAGCAACAAAAAAAGGAAGAAAAGGCAUCGAUCAAAAAACGGAUGACCCUCUUCUCGAACGAACGGACAUUCAUCCAUUGGAUCAAGUUUGGAAUGCUCCUUGGUGCGUUGGCCAUGACGCUAUUGAAUUUCUCGGGGGAGGAAACUGCGAGGAAGGGAGGAGUUGAUCAAAUGUUGGCGAACAGGGAUAAAGGGUAUGAGAGGUAUUUUGAUCGUGUUGGGCCGACUUUCUUGACGGUUGCUCUCCUUGCUACUUAUACCAUGAACGUCGUUUUGACGAUCCAAGUCUCGUCGCUGAUGGACCACAACUACGAACCAUCGAUCUACCUCAACGACCACAAUCUCGCUCCACACGUCCUCCCACACUUAACCCCAUCUCCUUCAACCCUACCACCAUCUACAGCAAUCGGAUCAAACGAAACAGACCUAGCGCAACCAUUCGCCCCUCCACCUGUACCAGAACCAUCGCCAGCACCACCACAGACACAAUCCCAGCGACCCGUCUUCGACAUCCCCAACCUCCCACCCGGAUCCACUAUCCUCAUCGACAAUGACGAGGACGACAGUAGCGAGUUUGAGUCCUCAGACCAUCCUGGUGAUCUGGAACAUACUACCGUCACGACUGCCUCUGCUAGUACCGAUUCUGGGUCGGAAUCGGAACCGUCGUCGCUGAGUGAGUCUUCUUCGGACAAGGAUUCGGUGCCUUCGAGUUCGAGGACAAAGGGGCCGAAUGUGUCAGACGAGUCGGAUCGACUUACCGCCACGAGAGAUAGCAGUGACGGUGAGGACGAUGAUAAUUAG